This is a messenger RNA of Cucurbita maxima (winter squash), 2376 nucleotides long. RefSeq names its product protein LUTEIN DEFICIENT 5, chloroplastic. The transcript is spliced from 16 exons. Gene Ontology annotation, cellular component: chloroplast. The record is from RefSeq and is a predicted model, not a curated record. Gene Ontology annotation, molecular function: beta-carotene 3-hydroxylase activity; oxidoreductase activity, acting on paired donors, with incorporation or reduction of molecular oxygen; heme binding. The coding region runs from base 260 to 2155 and encodes 631 amino acids. NCBI's taxonomy places the organism in Eukaryota, Viridiplantae, Streptophyta, Magnoliopsida, Cucurbitales, Cucurbitaceae. Gene Ontology annotation, biological process: xanthophyll biosynthetic process.
UCUCAGGCGGAAUCUUUCGAGUAAUCAUUGCCGCUCAGAACCACCAAGAUACCAUCAGCCGUUCCUUGGCGGUCCGCACAGCGGAAAACGCCAAGCAAAUUGUCCGGCAUUUAUCUUUUUCACUCAUUUUAGCUUCCUCUCUCUCUCUCAUUCUCUGUUUACAACUUAGCUUGCUCGGCAUCUUCCACGAAUUUGUUCUUCUCUUCAUUUCCGAUUCUGAUAUCUUAAUUUUAUCCAAAAACAAAGCAACCCAUCUUCCAUGGCUGCCAAUUUCGCCAUGUUUAAACCUUAUUCCUCAUUUUCGACCCCAUCAUUUGUUCAGACCAAAUUUCGUACGCAUAGAUUAUUAUGCACUGGCCCAUCUUCCUCUUAUUAUCCACGAUGUCAAGGAGGAGCUUAUGGUUUACGCGUCGUUAAAUGUGCUUCUUCUAAUGGUAAGGAGCCUGAUUCGUUGGAUGAUGGAGUUAAAAGUGUGGAGCAGUUACUUAAAGAGAAACAGCGGGCAGAAUUGUCUGCUCGGAUCGCCUCUGGAGAAUUCACAGUGGAAAAAGCUGGUUUUCCAUCUGUGUUGAGGAGUGGGUUGUCGAAGAUGGGUGUUCCUAGUGAUAUUCUGGAUUUACUAUUUGGUUUCAUCAAUGCUCAAGAACAAUAUCCCAAGAUCCCUGAAGCUAAAGGAUCAUUAGAUGCAGUUCGUAGUGAGGCCUUCUUCAUACCUCUGUAUGAGCUUUAUCUCACGUAUGGUGGGAUCUUUAGAUUGAGUUUUGGGCCAAAGUCGUUCUUGAUUGUUUCUGAUCCUUCCAUUGCUAAACAUAUACUGAAGAAUAAUCCAAAGAAUUAUUCUAAGGGUAUCUUAGCUGAAAUUCUUGACUUUGUCAUGGGGAAGGGACUUAUACCAGCUGAUGGAGAGAUAUGGCGUGUACGAAGACGGGCUAUAGUCCCAUCUUUGCAUAUGAAGUAUGUAGGAGCUAUGAUUAAUGUUUUUGGAGAAGCUGCAGAUAGGCUUUGCAAUAAGCUAGAUGAUGCAGCAUCUAAUGGUGUAGAUGUGGAAAUGGAGUCCCUCUUCUCCCGUCUGACUUUAGAUAUCAUUGGCAAAGCAGUUUUUAACUAUGACUUCGAUUCACUUACAAACGACACUGGCAUAGUUGAGGCUGUUUACACUGUUCUAAGAGAAGCAGAAGAUCGCAGCGUUGCACCAAUUCCGGUAUGGGAAAUUCCAAUUUGGAAGGAUAUUUCUCCACGGCAAAAAAAGGUCUCUAAAGCCCUUAAAUUGAUCAAUGAAACCCUCGAUCAACUAAUUGCUAUAUGCAAGAGGAUGGUUGAUGAAGAAGAGCUGCAGUUUCAUGAAGAAUACAUGAACGAGCAAGAUCCUAGCAUACUUCAUUUCCUCUUGGCAUCGGGAGACGAUGUUUCAAGCAAGCAGCUUCGUGAUGACUUGAUGACUAUGCUCAUAGCUGGGCAUGAAACAACUGCUGCAGUUUUAACAUGGACCUUUUAUCUUCUUUCCAAGGAGCCUAGGAUCAUGGCCAAGCUCCAAGAGGAGGUUGAUUCGGUCCUCGGGGAUCGGUUUCCAACUAUCGAAGAUAUGAAGAACCUCAAAUAUGCCACACGAAUAAUUAACGAAUCCUUGAGGCUUUACCCACAGCCACCAGUUUUAAUACGUCGAUCUCUUGACAACGAUAUGCUCGGAAAGUACCCAAUAAAGAAGGGUGAAGACAUAUUCAUAUCUGUUUGGAACUUACAUCGCAGUACAGAACUUUGGGAUGAUGCAGAUAAAUUUAAUCCUGAAAGGUGGCCUUUGGAUGGACCCAAUCCUAAUGAGACCAAUCAAAAUUUCAGGUAUUUGCCGUUCGGUGGUGGACCACGGAAAUGUGUGGGAGACAUGUUUGCUUUGUACGAGGCUGUUGUAGCACUUGCCAUGCUUGUUCGGCGAUUUGACUUCCAAAUGGCACUUGGAGCACCUCCUGUAAAAAUGACAACUGGAGCUACGAUUCAUACGACAGAUGGAUUGAAAAUGACGGUUACACGAAGAAUGAAACCUCCAAUCAUACCCACAUUAGAGAAGAUGCCUGCAAUGGUCGGUGAUUCAUCGGUCGGUUUCUUGAAAGAUGAAACAGAAAUUGCUCAAGAAGGAGAAGUUUCUUCUGCUCAUUCUUGAUAAUACUAGCAGUGUCUCCCCAUGGUUGAAAUUAGUCUACUCAAGUAAGAAGAUGCAGGAAGAGAGGAACCCGAAAACCGAUGACUCGUUAGUGAAUCAUCGAUUGUAUAUUGAAUGAUUUGUAUAUGUAAACAAAAAAAAGAAACUGUUCUUAUUAUACUUCUUGAAUGUUAUAAAUAUAGAUGUAUUUCCCUGUCUAAAUCCGUUGAUUUGGCUACAAA